AUGGCCUGCGCAGACUGUUUCCGCGGCAGCAUCCACGAGGGUCAACCCAGGGGCGAAGUCGGCAAUGUCCACGGCCUGCCCACGUACAUUUCGCGCCCGCCCAAGGGCACCCCGUCGCGCGGUGUUGUCGUCAUCAUCCCGGAUGCCUUUGGCUGGGAGUUUGGUAACAACCGCCUGCUGGCGGACACGUAUGUCGAAAAGGGCGGUUUCACCGUCUACCUCCCCGAUUUUAUGAAUGGCCAUGCCGCUCCUUUGAGAAUGUUUGACCACGGCCGCGGCUUUACCAACUCACCCAGCUACCUUACCAAAAUCUACCACCUCUUCUGGGCUGUGCUUGACAUUGUGCCAUUCUUCUACCACUGCUACCCGGGCAAGACGUUUCCCGUCGUCAAGGGCUUCUUCGAGCAGCUGCGCAAGGACGAGGGCGCCACGCAGUCCGUCGGCGCCGCGGGCUUCUGCUGGGGCGGCAAGUUCGUCGCCCUCCUGAGUCACGGCCACGAGAUUGCCGGCAAGCCGCUCAUCGACGCCGGCUUCACGGCGCACCCCAGCAUGCUGAGCAUCCCCGGCGACAUUGAGAAGAUCCAACGCCCCGUCUCCUUUGCGCUGGCCGCCAAGGACGACCAGAUCCCGCCGGCCAAGGCGGAGAAGCUCAAGGCGAUAGUGGAGGCGCUGCCGAGCCCGGCGACUGGAGAGGCCUUUGUGAUCGAGAAGACGGGCCACGGAUUCGCCGUCCGCGCCGACGUGGCCCAGGAUGAUGUGGCCGCGCAGGCGGCCAGAGCCGAGGACCAAUGCAUGGACUGGUUCAACAAGCACUUUUGA
Molecule: messenger RNA, 819 nt
Organism: Akanthomyces muscarius
Lineage: Eukaryota; Fungi; Ascomycota; Sordariomycetes; Hypocreales; Cordycipitaceae
Exons: 3
Coding region: 1-819 (272 amino acids)
Molecular function (GO): hydrolase activity
Source: RefSeq, a predicted model, not a curated record